Molecule: messenger RNA, 1362 nt
Organism: Spirodela intermedia
Lineage: Eukaryota; Viridiplantae; Streptophyta; Magnoliopsida; Alismatales; Araceae
Source: the annotation of a GenBank genome assembly
AUGCCUCAGCUCCAGCGCCGCCGAGAGACCUGGCAACUGGAAGGCGGCGCCGCCGCCCAUGUCAUGGACCUGGAGACCGCCGUCAAGGACGGCAUCCUGGGGGGCUGCGCCGCCGGCGGCGCUCCCGCCGCCGCCGUCGCCGAGAAGCUCGACCUGAAGACGAUGAUCGAGGAGCUCGAAUCCACCGACGACGUCCCCAGAGUCUUCAUCUGCCCGAUCUCCCUAGAACCCAUGGUGGAUCCGGUGACCCUCUCCACGGGGCAGACCUACGAGCGCUCGAACAUCCUCCGCUGGUUCUCCAUGGGCCACCUCACCUGCCCCACCACAAUGCAGGAGCUCUGGGACGACGGAGGCGUCACCCCGAACCAGACCCUCCGCCGCCUGAUCUUCGCCUGGUUCUCGCAGCGCCGCCUCCUGCUCAAGAAGCGCUCCGAGGACGUCCAUGGCCGCGCGGAGGAGCUCCUCGCCGCCCUCCGCAGGGCCAAGGGCCAGUCCUCCCGUUCCCAGGUUCUCUCCGAGCUCCUGCAGCUGGUCAGCUCCCACGCCUCCGCGAAGAAGACGGUGGCGAACUCCGGCGGCAUCGCCCUCAUCUCCGAGCUCCUCGGGCCUUUCACCUCCCACGCCGUGGGUUCCCACGCCAUCGCCAUUCUCGUCCUCCUUCCCCUGGAUUCACAGGCCUUGCAGAGCUUGAUGGAGCCGGCGAAGAUCUCCCUGGUAGUAGAUAUCCUCAACGAGGGCUUUCUCGAAACGAAGAUGGACUGCGUCAAGCUCAUCGGGCUGUUGAUGGAGGAGGAGGGCUUCCGGCCGGAGAUUGUCUCCAGCUUAAGUCUUCUGGUGGGUCUGCUGAGGCUGGUCAAGGACAGGAGGCAUCUCGCCGGCGUCAAUGCCGGGCUGAUCCUGCUGAAGGCGAUGAGCUGCCACCAGCAACUGAGGAGCUCCAUGGUGACCGUUGGGGCGGUGCCCCUCCUGGUCGAGCUGCUGCUGCUCCCAAGUUCGAAUGUCAACUGCUUGGAGGCGACGCUCCAGAUCUUGACCCUUCUGUCCGCCAUGGCUGAGGGAGCUGCGAGUAUCAAGGAUUGCCCCGCCGCCAUUCCCAAUCUGGUGAGGCUUCUGAUGAGGGUGACCGAGACCUGCACCGAGUCAGCGCUCUCCAUACUCUGGAACAUCUGCAGGAGCGCCCCAGAGGAGUGUGCUCCCAGAUCGGUGGAGGCGGGUUUGGCGGCAAAGCUGCUGCUGGUGAUCCAGAGCGGCUGCAGUCCGGCGGUGAAGCAGAGGUCGGCGGAGCUGUUGAAGCUCUGCAGCCUCAAUUACACGACGGCCCACUUCAUCUCCAAGUGCAAGUUGACCAGAACAAUCCAAUGA